Eptesicus fuscus (big brown bat) is the source of this 4171-nucleotide messenger RNA. RefSeq names its product small nuclear RNA activating complex polypeptide 4 (gene SNAPC4). The record is from RefSeq and is a predicted model, not a curated record. Bases 43 to 3975 code for a protein of 1310 amino acids. The transcript has 24 exons. Lineage: Eukaryota; Metazoa; Chordata; Mammalia; Chiroptera; Vespertilionidae.
GCUCCGCGGGGCUCCGUCUGUCAGCGUUUCAGGGCAGAAACCAUGGACGUAGACGCCGAGAGAGAGAAAAUCGCGCAGGAGAUCCAGGCGCUGGAACGGAUGUUGGGUUUCGAUGAGGAGGCCUCCGAGUCCAGCCUCGGUUCGGAUUCCGGCUCGGACACAGAUUCGCUGACGCACGAGGACUCUGCCUCUGCUGGUCCCCCGAGCUCGGAAGAAGAGAGGUGGGAUGGAGGCAGCAACGACGAGGACGACCCCAAGGGGAAGACGCUUCCUGAAGACCCGGAGACCUGCUUGCAGCUGAACAUGGUCUACCAGCUGGUGCUCCAGGAGAAGCUGGCGGAGGUCCGCCUGCUGCUGGCCCAGAACCGGGAGCAGCAGGAGGAAGUCAUGUGGGACCUGGCAGGGUCCAAAGGCCCCCGGGUGAAGGACGGCAAGAGCCUGCCUCUGAACCUGUACAUCGGGCACUUCCUGAAGCCCUACUUCAAGGACAAGGUCACCGGAGUGGGACCCCCGGCCAACGAGGACGCGCGGGAGAAGGCCGGCCAGGGCAUCAAGACCUUCGAGGAGCUCCUGGUGACCAGAUGGAAGAGCUGGGAGAAGGCCUUGCUCAGGAAGGCGGUGGUGAGCGACCGCCUGCAGCGCCUGCUUCAGCCCAAGUUACUGAAGCUCGAGUACCUGCAGCAGAAGCUGAGCAGGGUCACGAGCGAGGAGGAGCGGCAGAUCCUGGAGAAGCAGAGCAGCAAGGCCGAGAGGGAGAUCCGCGACAUCAACCAGCUCCCAGAGGAGGCCUUGCUGGGCAGCAGGCUGGACAGCCACGACUGGGAGAAGAUUUCCAACAUUAACUUUGAAGGCAGCCGCAGCGCAGAGGAGAUCCGGAAGUUCUGGCAGAACUGGGAGCACCCCAGCAUCAACAAGCAGGAGUGGACCAGGCCGGAGCUGGACCAGCUGAAGGCCAUCGCAGCCGAGCACGGCCACCUGCAUUGGCAGAAGAUCGCCGAGGAGCUGGGGACCCGGCGCAGCGCCUUCCAGUGCCUGCAGCAGUUCCAGCAGCACAACAAGGACCUGAAGCGCAGGGCCUGGACGGAGGCCGAGGACCGCAUGCUCACCCAGCUGGUGCAGGAGAUGCGCGUGGGCAACCACAUCCCCUACCGCCGAAUUGUCUACUACAUGGAGGGGAGGGACUCGGUGCAGCUCAUCUAUCGGUGGACCAAGAACCUGGACCCCCGCCUCAGAAAGGGUCUCUGGACCCCAGAGGAAGAUACGAAGUUGCUUCAAGCCGUUGCCAAAUACGGGGAGCACGACUGGUGUAAAAUCCGGGAGGAGGUGCCAGGGAGGAGCGACACCCAGUGCCGAGAAAGGUACAUACGGAGGCUGCACUUCAGCGUAAAAAAGGGGCGCUGGAGCCCCAAGGAAGAGGAGAAGCUGCUGGAGCUGAUAGAGAAGCACGGCGUGGGUCGCUGGGAGAAGAUUGCCUCGGAGCUGCCCCACCGGACAGGCCCCCAGUGUCUGAGCAAGUGGAAGAUCAUAGUCCGGAGGAGGAGUCGGGGCAGGCGGCGGCGGCGGCGGCGGCGCCUUCGCAGCGUGCGGUGGAGCUCCAGCAGCGAGGCCAGCGGCAGCGGUGACAGCAGCAGUGGGGACAGCGGAGACUCGGAGUCGGAGUCGGAGCCAGCCCGGGGCCCCCAGGAAGGUGGCCAGUCUCGGCCGCCAGCACAGCACACCGUGCCAGACGUGGACCUGUGGGUUCCCGCCAGGCAGAGCGCCCCCGCACUGGGGCCGGGGGGCUACCCAGGAUGCUCAGCUGCCUCCCCCAGCCGUCCCCAGGCCUCCGGUGCUGCUCAUGGUGGCAGCAGGGACGUGGAGGAGGGCGCGAGGCAGCUGCUGAAGGUGCCUCUGGAGACCCUGAGGUCCAUGCUCAAGACCAACAUGGCCGACCGGGGCCGGGCUCGGAAGCCAUGCCUGUUCCGCUCAGCCCAGGGGACCACCCCGGGCGGCAGCAUUGAGGCCAGGCCCCUCGUGGGGCAGCUGUGGCGGCAGCACCGGAGGCACGCCCUGCAGCAGAGGCACCUCGGGCGCCAGCUGCUGAUGGCCGUGAGCCCGUGGGUGGGCGACAUCACCGUGCCCUGUGCUCCCAGGAGGCGCACUGCAGCACCCACACGAGCCGACGGCAUCGGGGCGCAGCUGCAGGAUGCCCGCCUGGCCAGCACCCCGGUGUUCACCCUCUUCAUGCAGCUGUUCCACAUCGACACUGCCGGCUGCAUGGAGGUCAUUCGAGAGAGGAAGGCCCGGCCGCCCACCCUGCCCCAGGCUGGGGCUCAGGCGCCCUCGAGUGCCCAGAGCACCCCAGGCCACCUCCUGGACCAGGUGACAGCCCGAGGCGCUGCAGCGAGGAGACCCAGGGGCCCAGGGAGCAGGGGGCUGCAGACCUGCCCUCCCCAGGCCACCUCUCCGGCGCCCCCGCCAGCGCCAGGCCGCCCGCCGCACAAAGUGAAGACCGUGUUCCAGCUGCUUCGGGAGAAACGGCUGCGGGAGGCCCAAGCCAGCAAGGCUGCCCGGGGCCCCUUGGUUCUCCCACCCCAGCUGCUCGUCUCCUCGCCUGUGAUCCUCCAGCCCCCUCUCGCGCUGGCCUCCCACGGCCCCCCGGCCACCGGGCCGGGCGUCUCCAAGUCCGCACCGUCUGGGCCAGGGGCCCCCGCAGCGGCCGGUCCAAGCACUCCAGGCUCCGGGGUCUCGACCACGAACACGAGGCCUCUUGCCCUGCAGGCCUUGGCCUUGGCUCCUGUCUCCGCCGUGGCCUUGCAGGUCCCUGUGAGCCGCCAGCUGGACGGUCUCGGACAGUCUCAGGUCCCGGCCACGUCCUGGAGGCAGGGCCUGCCCGAGGCACCAGCCUUUCUUCCCACGGCCCCCAACCCCGCUCAGCCGCUCGUCCAGCCCCUCGGGCUGAUGCCAGCUCCAGGCACCCACACGGGUGGGCCCCACGUGGUGGCCAGCACCUCUCUGCCUGCCAGCAGCGUGCUCACAGCCCCGGGGCUGCUCCCCGUGCCGUUGCCAGCCGUGGUGGGCCUCCCCAGGCCAGCAGCGACCCCUGACCCCCAAGUGCUGGCGGUGACUCUGUUGCCGUCAUUGACGGAGACUCCAGUAGGCCAGGGCCCAGCCAACGGGGACGCAGAACCAGGCCCUGCCGCCAGGGCAGACCUCGAGUCCCUCCGGCCGGCCCCGCCCCCCCAGAUCCCUGCAGAAGGGCGUGGUCAUGUGGCCCAGUCCUGCCAGCUGCCUCUGCCCCCUGGUGCUGGCCCGGGAAGGACGCUGCUGUCCUCAGCGGAGCCAGGGGAGCCCAGGGGGCCUCUGGGCUUGGAGAGGCCACCCCCACCCCAGCGCGGGCCUGAGAAGGAUGCCCUGGACCUCAGCCUGCUCUCCCAGGAGAGCGAGCCGGCCGUGCAGGAGUGGCUCAGGGGGCAGCAGGGGGUGUGUGUGCCCCCACUGGGCAGCAGACUGCCCUACCAGCCCCCCGCCCUGUGCAGCCUGCGGGCACUGUCUGGCCUCCUGCUCCACAAGAAGACCUUGGAGCUCAGAGCCGCAGCCCUGGUGCCCGGCAGGGCGGCUGACGCCCCGCAGGCCUCCCGGGGGCGGGUGCAGGAGCAGCUGCAGGACAGCCCGGCCUACCUGCUGCUGAAGGCCCGCUUCCUGGCCGCCUUCACCCUGCCCGCGCUGCUGGCCACCCUGCCCCCUCCCGGCGUCCGCACCACCUUGUCAGCCACGAGGCCCACCUCUGGGAGCGAGGACGAGGACCUGGAGGAGCGGGCGCGCUCUGAUGGCGGCGGGCCGCCGGGCCAGGCGAGCGGCAGUGCCCAGGCAGGGCCCGCAGCCACGACCCCGGUGCAGGGCCCCGCCCCCUCCCGCCCGGACGAUCUCGAUGAAUUGGACGUGCUCCGGACCCGGCGUGGCCGGCACGCCCGGAAGAGGAAGCGGCUGCUGUGAGCGGGACUGCUCGGCCCGAUGCCCACGGCCACACCCACAGGAGCUGGGCCGCCGGCCCCGUGGCUGAAGGAGACCGGCUGGUCCCCGGGAGGCGCUGCCAGGAGUGACCGAGCUGGCGGCAGGCGCUCGGCUGCUCCGUGUGCAAAUGGGAAUGUUGAAGGAAUUAAUAAAGGUUCUAUUUUUUCACUAAAAAGCA